ACUUCGUGUAACGAGAUAACCACCAAAACUUAAUCAAUAAACCACUUGCCUAUUCCUGACUGCUUCUGCUUCUGCUUCCUCAUUUCAGAAUAGGAGCCAAUGGCUCAUUUACUAACACCACCUCCUACCACUGCUGCAGCAGCUCUCUCCUCGAGAGCCCGCAAGACCCUCCUCUAUUCUCAGAAAAAUGGUAACUUUCCGACGUCAACAGUGUCCAGCUUUGGUCCCCAAUAUCAACAAUCACAGCCCUCUUCCAUCUCUGAUCUUCAUCAAGUCCCUUCUCAUCGUGGCCACUCUCUGCAUCGCAGGACAUUGAUGGGGCUGAGUGGUGCGGUAGUGGUGGGGUUGGGUUUGCUUGAUGAGCAAAGGGCAAGUGGUGCGGCAAGGCGUCCACCGCCUCCACCACCGACGGAGAAAAAGGACCCGGGCGUGAGUGGUGUUAUGGCUAAAAUAUUGGCUAGCAAAAGGAGAAAAGAAGCCAUGAAAGAAGAAGUAGACAAGCUGAGAGCUAGAGGCAAACCCGUUAAUAAAGACGCACCACCACCUCCUCCUCCACCUGAAUAGUUUCCACAUAUUUAACCUUUCUAUUGUCAUUUUCAAAUGGUUCAAGUUGCUUUUGUAUUACCAUUGUCGUUCGAUUGAAUAAGACAUUUUAGCUUCACAGGUUUAA
This is a messenger RNA of Vigna umbellata (rice bean), 670 nucleotides long. RefSeq lists its product as uncharacterized. The record is from RefSeq and is a predicted model, not a curated record. Lineage: Eukaryota; Viridiplantae; Streptophyta; Magnoliopsida; Fabales; Fabaceae.